UCCGGAUUCGCUCCCCUUCACCUGGCUGCCAAGUACUCGCGCAACAAACCGGCGAGGAUGCUGCUGGAGGCACGGGCUCUGCUUGAUAUUCCUGGACGCAAUGGCUUAACUCCACUUCAUCUGGCUACACAUUACGGCUCGGCAUCGGUUGUGCAGUUGCUUCUCGAGAACGGCGCAUCCACGACACAGCAGACAACAAACGGCUACACGCCGUUGCACGUGGCAGCCCAUCGCUGUCAGGUAGAGAUAGCACGGAUGCUUCUUCGUGCCAAGGCAGAUCCCAGAGCGGAGUCACGAAACGGAUUCACGCCACUACACCUGGCUGCACAGGAGGGAAGUGCGGAACUUACCAAACUUUUUUUGGAAGCAAAGGCUGAAGUUAAUGCGAGGGCCAAGCCUCAAAGAGGCCUUCGCAGGACUACACUGCAACUUUUGGAGUUGAAAAACAACAAAACCUCAAAUUUCCAUCGACAUUUUGACAGUUGA
Dibothriocephalus latus is the source of this 486-nucleotide messenger RNA. The record is from the annotation of a GenBank genome assembly. NCBI's taxonomy places the organism in Eukaryota, Metazoa, Platyhelminthes, Cestoda, Diphyllobothriidea, Diphyllobothriidae.